GGGAGUGUUGAGUAAGAGAGGCGCCGUCGCCGGCAGUCGAGGGUCCAACUCCGCGGAAGAAAGUUGACGUCGGCCGAGUAUACUCGUGUUUGUUAACAUUACAUUGGUGCUGGCUGCUAGUGAGAUCUAUGUAUAAUGAGGGCGCAUUGCACCUUAAUAUUAUUGGCGGUGCUGAGCGCCGUGAACUCGGAGAAUAGCACGCUGGAGGACACGUGCGAGCCCGUGUGGGACGGGUCCUUCGGCGCGCUGCUCGAGGACUGGGCUACUGAACCCGCUUCCCCCAGACAAGGUCGUAUAAUGGCCCUGCCGUCCACAAAGGGCUACUACGUGACGGAGCGAAUCGACAGCCCUUUGGUGCCGCCACCCCCGCCGCACCCCGUUGCGGGGUCCGGCCCGAGCCGGCCCAUCCCGCUGCAGAGUCCGCAGCACUACGGCAGCGCCCCGCCGCAGGGCUAUAACGGCCCGCACGGGUACAACGAGUGGGACGCGCCGGGAAACGGGAAAAUUGUCAAUAAACCGCCGAGUCCUUAUAAGGACAAGUUUAGGCCGAGCUAUGCACAAGGCGGCACGCGUCCGCAGCCGGCCAACAGCAUCGACCGCGUAGACGAGCCGCCGCGCAAGCAGGUGACGGAGACCGACCUCUACCUGCUCAGCGCCAUCGAGAAGCUCGUCUACCGCGCCGACCUCAUGGAGAAGCGCCUGCGCAAGCUUGAGGAGAGCUUACAUUAUGUCGUCGCCGGCGCCGAGGCUAAACCCGAGCCGUGCAUGGCGAACUACACGCGCGUGGGCAGCGGCUGCUACCAAUGGUCGCGCGAGGCGGCGGACUGGAAGGGCGCCAGCCUGGCGUGCCGGCGCCAGCGCGCCGCGCUGCUCGAGCUGGCGCCGCCCGACCGCCGCGCGCUGCUCGCGCACACGCUCGCCGACCGCCAGCUCAGCGGCGAGGACUUCUGGACGGGCGGGCUGAACCCCGGGCUGCUGUGGAUCUGGUCGCACUCGGCGCGGCCCGUGGAGGCGGCGCGCAACGACACCGCCAUCCCGGGCGAGGGCCGCUGCCUCGCGCUGGCCCACUCCGCCGCCGGCGGGUACGCGCUGCGCGGGCGGGACUGCGCGCACAGGCUGCGCUACGUGUGCCAGAAGGAGGAGGACAAGACCACGCUCAGCAACGAGAUCGAGAAAUCCGCUCGCAGCCUGCGCUUGGACGGAGCGAGGAAAGCCAAGUUGCUUUGGGACCGCGCGGACGAUUAGAGAAACACUAUGUACUAUGUAUGCUCUACUUGUAAGACUGAUGCAACUCGAUGUGCCUUUUUAGACUAAUGUUUAUAAUUUAAUUGAUAAAUUAUUUAUGUUUA
Molecule: messenger RNA, 1349 nt
Organism: Zerene cesonia (dogface butterfly)
Lineage: Eukaryota; Metazoa; Arthropoda; Insecta; Lepidoptera; Pieridae
Exons: 6
Coding region: 136-1245 (369 amino acids)
Source: RefSeq, a predicted model, not a curated record